GGAGUGUACGGAGAAUUCACAGCCAUGGCAGAGACAGUGAGACAUAAUAGGGACAAAGUGGCACAAAGUCUUCCCUCAGAACAACUGGAUGGAGGACUCUAGUUUGUGUCUUGGUGUGUCGUCAGCGGUGCCUGAUGCUGAUGCCCAUCUGAGCAGUGCAGUGUUAAAUGGCCGCUACCCCAUCAGUCAAAAGCUUCAUCAGCUCACUGCCCAGCUAGGGCACGCCUUCCCUGACCUACACCGCCCACAACAGAUCCCCGAAGAGAAAGCAGCCACGCCUUUGGAUGAGAAGACCCACCACGCUGCCCUGGCUAGUCAACCUAUCAGCAGUCAGAUGGCCCUGCUAGCCAAUCAGCUCAAUCGAGACAUUGAUGCAGGAGCACUCAGUGGGUUGAACGGACGUGUUGACCUGCAGCAGUUUCUCAACGGCCAGAACUUGGGCAUCAUGUCCCAGAUGAAUGAUAUUGAAGACGACGCCCGCAAGAAUAGAAAGUAUCCCUGUCCAUUGUGUGGCAAGCGCUUCCGUUUUAACAGCAUCCUGUCGCUGCACAUGCGCACACACACAGGAGAGAAGCCCUUCAAGUGCCCCUACUGUGACCACCGAGCGGCUCAAAAGGGCAACUUGAAGAUCCACCUCCGUACCCACAAGCUGGGGAAUCUUGGUAAAGGCCGUGGUCGUGUUAGGGAGGAGAACAGGCUGCUGCAUGAGCUGGAGGAGAGGGCCAUCCUUAGGGACAAGCAGAUGCGAGGGAGCGGCAGUCUCCUCCAGACAGCUCCAACACCCCAUCUGGGCCUCAAUAGCAGCUCCAACACCCAUCAACAGCAGCAACUAGGCUCCGCCUGUGGCCUCCUCCCCCCUUCCAGCCUUACCACUCCAGACACAAUCUCCCAACCUUCUUCUUCUCCCAAGCCGGCUGGCACCCAGGAUGAACAGUCCUUGAACCCAACUACAGGCUUCCGCUGUACCUUCUGUAAAGGGAAGUUCAAGAAGCGUGAAGAGCUGGACCGCCACAUCCGUAUACUCCACAAACCCUACAAAUGUACUCUGUGUGAGUUUGCUGCUUCCCAUGAAGAGGAGCUGAUAAGUCACGUGGAGAAGGCCCACAUCACAGCUGAGAGCACACAGGGCCAGGGUGCUGGCGGUGCCGGCGGCACGCAGGUGGCCACUGAAUUCCGCUGUGACGUGUGUGGCCAGGUGUUCAGCCAAGCUUGGUUCCUCAAGGGCCACAUGCGCAAGCACAAGGACUCCUUCGAACACUGCUGCCAAAUCUGUGGCCGUCGCUUCAAGGAACCCUGGUUCCUCAAGAACCAUAUGAAGGUGCAUCUCAACAAGCUGGCCAUCAAGAACAAGCCAAGCCAGCCCAGUGAGCAGGACAUGGCUGCUGUCAAUAGCAUGAGCAAUCUGGCUCAGGAAGCUCAUGCCAACCUUUAUUCCCGCUACAUCUCCUGUCUUCAGGGAGGCUUCCUCUCACCAGACAAACAGGGCCUGAGUGAGCAGCACCAAAUGUUGGCUAAAGCAGGCAUAGCCAUGAAGGAGAAGGAGAUGCUGGGGAAGCUGCUGGGGCCAAUGACAGGAGGUAUGGGCCAUGGGCUGGGCGAAAAUGAGAAGCGCUCACUUCUGGGAUGUCUCAACCUUGUGCCACCACUCAAGUCCAGCUGCAUGGAGCGCCUCCAAGCAGCUGCAAAAGUGGCAGAGAUGGAUUCCAUCAAUAGCUACCAAGCCUGGCAGAUAAUGGCUCGUGGCAUGGCCAUGGACAGGGCAUUCAUGCCGAAGGAGCAACAGCAGCACCAGCAUCAUUUACCCCAAGGGCAGGAAGAUGAGAUGGGUGGUGCUGGGGCCUUGGCUUCUUUCUCAAAGGAAAAACAAGACUACUCCUUGAUUGCUUCCAAUGAUAGCUCCAAGCAGAAGCAGCUCUCCGAGGCCUUGCAGGGAUCCAAGGCUGCUGGCGGAGCCAUAAUGUCCAUGAAGGAGGAUGGAAGAGGCUUUGAGAGUCACCGUGACUUAAUGUCUGUCCAUGGUAGUGCCGAGGCUCCUGGAGCCAUGGCCGGCUUGGGAAGCCCAAACAUCGACUACAGCCUCUCCAGCCUCUCCAUCCUGAAGGAGAAGCCUUCAGAGUGCCCUGACUGUGGCCGGGUCUUCAGAACCUACCAUCAAAUGGUAGUCCACUCCCGUAUCCAUGGCAAAGACAGGAGAGGCAUUGAGGAAGCGCUCCAGCAACAAGGUCUGGAUGAACGCCGCGGAUCAGCCAGUGACCCCGAGUCCCAGUCCAUCAGCCGCUCCACCACUCCUGGUUCAUCCAACGUGACAGAGGAGAGCGGAGCCGGAGGAGGACACUCCCAGACAGGAAGCGUCCAGGAUGACAGCCCACAUCCCUCUUCACCAUCCUCAGAUGUUGGGGAGGACUUGGGGAAGGCAGCGGGGAGCAUUCAGCCGUCUCUGUCCCAGCAUCGUGAGCGGAGCGUGGCCUCGUCCUCCAAGGAUUGCCCCUACUGCGGCAAGUCCUUCCGCACCUCCCAUCAUCUCAAAGUCCAUCUGCGGAUACACACAGGAGAGAAACCCUACCGGUGCCCUCAUUGCGACUAUGCCGGCACCCAGUCUGCCAGUCUGAAGUACCACCUGGAACGCCACCACCGUGAGCGCCAGAAUGGCUCCACCACCUCAGGCCCAUCCUCUUGCCACACCCCAUCCUCUGACCACAAAGAGGAUCAUGGAAAGACAAGCGGCGGCGGCAUCUUCGCCCGACCUGAUGUCCUCCGUAAUGUUUUCAAGGGCAUGCCUCCCAACCUGGACUUCAGAGCAGGUCCUUUGCUUCCACAUCAGUGGGCAUCAGCUGGAAUGAUAUCCCCACACGACCGAGAUCGUGAGCGCGGAGACCGCCGCUUUGACUCCGCCUCUUCAGCUGAUAAUAUGAAGACUGCUGAUGGCCCAUCUGCGCUGGUCUCAACAGCGACAGAUAGCUUUUCUGACCUAAGCAGGGCUUACCAAAGCAUGAUGGGGAACGGAGUCCACUUUCAAGGUUCUCUUCAGGCCUUCAUGGACAGCUUUGUCCUCAGCUCUAUGAAGAAGGACAUGAAGGACAACCAGAGUCCAGUCCAGCUCCAAGCCCAGUGCUACCAUGAUACCGGCGAGCCCAAAGCAAAGCGGGCUGUCUCAGCUGACCAGGAAAGAGAAGAUAAGCCUGAAGGGAAACAGAACUCGGAGCCUGGAAAACCUGGGUCCCAGUAUGAACCACUUGAUCUGUCUGUGUCAGUCCGCCCUGAGUCUGCAUCCGGAUCUCUCCCCGGCUCUUCAGUCACCAUCCACGAUAAUGUUGCGUGGCAUGGUUGCCUCUUCUGCUCCUUCUCCACCUCCUCAGUGGAGCUGAUGGCUCUGCACCUUCAGGCCAACCACCUGGGUAAGGCCCAACAGCAGCGGUCUGAUGCAAGCAAGGAGCUUCAUGGAGGGACUUCUCCAACCACCUCCACCAUUCACUCCUCCAAGACCUCUAGUGUGGACAAAGAUGGAGACAGAGAUGGAGAGAAAAGCCAGGGACCUUGGAACAACCACAUGGACCAGCCCUACAACCCCUUCCAGAGUGACUUCUACAGGAGGUUUGGUGGCAUGUAUGAUGGAUCCCCAAGGGCCAACCAGAGUCUUCAAGCGUAUAUGGGCACAGCAGAGCAAGGCCUGGACCUACCCUCCCAGGCCUUUGGAGGGGCACCCUCAGCUGGGGACGACCAGAUUGGCGAGAUGGGUUCCCGUGGAGACACCGAAGAGGACCGGGUUGGGUCAGAUGAGGAGGUUGUAAAGGCUGGGGUGCACAGUGCCAGUGAGACCCCGUCAACCACCCCCAAGAGACAGCAGCAACGGAAUCACUCUGAUGAAGAAGAAGAAGAAGGAGGAGUGGCUGAAGAGGAGGAGGAAAGAGAUGAGGAUGGGCAAAUGGACAUGGAGCGAGAGGAAGAAAGAAGUCCAGCUUCAGACCACCUACAGAACCAUCCUAAACAGCUCCAGGACAACUCUACAAGGAGUGGAGCUGGUUUGGCAGCAUCUUCCUCUGCCAUGACACCACUUUCUCUGGUUCCCCAACCCAAGAACCAAGCUUUGCCGCUGGAGAAGCAGUGGCAGCAGGGCCUGGCCCUCCUGUCUCCCGGAGGCCCCCCAGGACUGUUGAAGGCUGAGCAGCAGACCCACCUAGAGCAGCAGAUGAAUAUGCUGUCUGUCCUCCGAGCCUACAGCAAUGACAACCUCCCCGCAUUCAAUGGCCUAGGAGGCGGAGCAGGCGGAACACCCGCAGGGGGCAUGAAGAGGCCAGAUGCACCUGUGCAUCUCUGGGUAGGAGAGGAGGACCAGCCAAUGACCCAUGACCCCGCGCUGACCCACGACCCCAACCAUCUUAACAACGACCUUAACCACCCUAACAACCAUAACCUAGGUGACCCAGAGGGGCUGGACGCCCACGCUGUAAACAAAGACUAACGGCCGACACCGGAGCAAGGCAGGAUGAUGAGGAUGAAGGCGAUGGUGAUGAGGAGGAGGAUGGAGGAUAAAUGAAGGAGUACACUAUAACAAAGACUUUAUUUAAGAUGAAAAAAAAACACAUACUACCGUCAGAGAAGGCGUGAACUAUAUGAAGGAAAGUUUGGGACAGUUUCCUUUCGGGGGACGGAUAUGCGAGAUGCUUGGACACUAGAAGUGACAGCAACUUUCCUGUUUUGUCUCCUGUGGUCUGAAUGCCCUUUGUCUUUGUUGUCUUUUUCUCUUAUACAAUGUUUUUUUUUUUUUUUUUUUUUGAUGAAACUACCUGUCUGAUUAGCACUUCCUGUAACUGGCACCGCAACCUGAUACAUUCCUUGAGCUAGAAAGGUGUGUCUUUUCUCUCUCUCUCUCUCUCUUUUUUUUUUUUUUUUUUAAUUUUAGGACUAAAAUGUAGUGCUUAAUCAAAUGCUUUCAAAGACUUUUUUCUCUCCUGUUAAAUGACUUCACCAGUCCACGGACCACCGUUAUAUUGUACCUGGAAUGUAUUCUACUGUAGAAUAGAAACUUUACGGGACUGUUGACAGAGACCAAGCACAUUUCCUGUCAGACCAGCCGCUUCUGGCUCUCCUAUGUCAUAGAGUCACUAUUUAUGUCCCAUGACCAUGCAUCACACUGAUUAUGGUUAACAAAGGACAGGGCACCGAAUGACAAUCUGCAAGUUUGUGUCCGCGAACGAUACGCUGGUAGAUACCCACAGUUGACUGUUGAUGAUGGUGGUGUUAAUGAUUGUGAAGAAGACAGAAUAUUCAAACUGCCCUAAAUGUACUUAUAUAUCCCCCCCCCAACCCCUCCAUAACCAGGCCGGUACAGGCCUCCACCCUGCUAUACGGCUCCCUUUUUUUCUUUUUUUCUUGUUCUGUAUCAUUCAACACAGCGCCCAUAGACGCUUAAUGUAUAUAGAGAGAUAUACAGUAGUUAAAAAAAAAACAAAAAAGUUUUAAAGCAUUUGUGACAAGGAAAGUAGUUUACACGGCCACAAAAGGUAGGCGUUCUUCAAGUCUGAGAAGAAUUUAAAAAAAAAAAAGAUCUCAAAAAAAGGGGAAACUUUUAUUUCUUUGUCCGCCCCUUUCUCUCCAUGUCUCAUGUCAAGGACUUGCAGAUGUUUCUAAAAAAAUACUGCCACCGAUCAUUGUUGCACAGUGUUACUGACUACUGAAAAUGGUUUGAUGUAUUUACUUUAAGAUGCCGAAAAAAAAGAAAAAAAAACUGGAAAAAAAGACAUAUUGUGUAUAGCCUUAGAUACAUCUGUUAUUGCUUCUACAAAGCUAUGUAGCCGUGCUAGACCGUAGGACGUAGGGUUGAUUUUAUUUUUAAUUUUUAUAUGUACUGUACAUUAAUGCCUUCUCCAUUUACUGAUCGAGGAAAAAAAAAAAGGAAAAAAAAAGAGGAAAAAGAUGACAAUCGUCUCCUGUGCUGCAAACAUAUUUGCCCCAUAUAUACAGAAUCCAUUAUGCAUAGAGGGACUUAAUCCUUUUCUUUUGUUUUUUGGUUCUCAGAAGUAUUUUGCACUGUGAUAGUAUUAUAAAUCCAACCUAUACAGUACAAAACUAGCUAACUAACUAAACUGAAGGUGUGUGUUUGUGUGUCCCUUGGCAUUGUGAAAUGUUUCUACGUCAUUUUUUGUGAACCCAGAGAAAAAUUCUAAUGCGGUAUGUACAGUCCAAAUAUAAGACUUAUUUUAGUUUGAGCAACCUCUAUACUGUAUGUGGCUUUGACAAAUUGUUACCCAGAUUUCUUUUUGUAUGCAGACUCCUUUCCGACCUGCAGCGUAGGCCCUACAACUGCUUCAGCCUGCGUGGUUUCCAGCACUCUGAUUCCAACUUGAGAUUUUGCUGCAGUACAGCCUUUUUUUUAUUUUCCCCCAUUUCAAUUUCUGUAGAUUACAAUUAACCAUUCUUUCAAUUCCAAUAUGCCAGGAAAAGAGGGGGUUAAAAGCUAAAAUAAUAAGUGAGACAUAUGAAAAGUGAUGUUUUUAAGGAAAUAUAACAGGGUGUUUUGAAGGGAGGAAUUCUGGGAAUGGGGGUCUGAGUGAACCAAUCAGACGGAUCCUGCUGGAGGCACUGACCAGUGGCUUUGACCUCUGACCCCAUCUGUGUUUUCCAGGGGUGUAAAGAUGAGAGAUUAAUGGCGAGAGUCUCACUUGGGCUCUCUCCAUCUCUGAACCAGCUAUAAUGAGCAUUCCACUCCACAUAUUAUGUACAAAACCUGUCUUGUGAGCUGAACACUCUUUAUGUUUCACUGUACCCUCAUGGCAGAUGCUUUGUUUUGUAACUACUGAACUGUACUUAUAGUAAAAAUAAAAUGUAU
Molecule: messenger RNA, 6826 nt
Organism: Plectropomus leopardus (leopard coralgrouper)
Lineage: Eukaryota; Metazoa; Chordata; Actinopteri; Perciformes; Serranidae
Source: RefSeq, a predicted model, not a curated record